AUGAAUGGCCACAGUGAACAAGCCAAUAGGAAAACAGCAGGCGGAAAGAAAAAGAAGUUCACUUUGGGCUCAAUCUUUCGACUGGGCUCAAAGGGUAAAAAUGGCAGCUCAGGGCAGGGUGAUAUUGAUCUCGCAAAGGAGGUGAACUUUACCGAACACCUAAUGACAUUUGCGCAACUGGAGGAGAAGUUCCAGACUAGUCUCGACAAUGGACUCUCUCCAAAAGAGGCUGACUUUCGCUUUCAGCGAGACGGACCAAAUGCAUUUACACCACCAAAACAGACACCAAACUGGCUUAUUCUUUUAAAAGAACUUACCGGAGGUUUUGCCUGGAUCAUGUGGCUUGCUGCGGCUGGCAGUCUUGCGGCAUACUUUUUGGAGAAAAAACCAGAAGACUACAUAUUGACAAUAGUCCUGGUGGCGACAAUUUUCAUAACUGGUCUGUGGUCGUUUAAAGAGCAGCGAAGCAGUGGAAAGCUUUUCGACACGUUCAAAAACAUGAUUCCACAGGAGACACUUGUCAUUCGUGAAGGUAAACAACAAAAGGUUCCAGCUGAUCGCUUAGUGGUGGGCGAUGUUGUGCUCUGCAAAGGCGGCGAGCGGAUUCCUGCCGAUGUUCGCAUUCUCAAGUGUGAGGGAAUGAAAGUGGAUAAUUCAUCGCUGACCGGAGAGGCUGAGCCACUGUCUCGGUCCCCGGAGGCAGGUCAUCAGAUGCCACUGGAGGCGAAGAACAUUGCCUUCUUCUCGACGUCAUGCGUCGAUGGCAGCGGCGUUGGCGUGGUCAUUGCCACAGGAGACAAUACGGUCAUGGGCAAAAUUGCCAAACUGGUGACAAAUAUCCAGGCAGUGGAAUCGCCCAUUUCCAUUGAAGUAGGCCGUUUUGUCCGUUUCAUUGCCUGUCUGGGCAUCAGCCUGGGCGUCAUCUUCUGCGCCGUCUGCAUGGGCCUGAAGAUGCCCUUCUUCGAGGCCUUCGUCAACGGCAUCGCCAUCAUCGUGGGCAACAUUCCCGAGGGCCUGCUUCCGGCGAUGACGCUUGCGCUGACGCUGACCGCCAAGCGACUGGCGCAGAAGAACUGCAUGAUCAAGUACCUGGAGGCGGUGGAGACGCUGGGCUCCACUUCGACGAUCUGCAGCGACAAGACGGGCACACUGACGGAGAAUCGAAUGACCGUGGAGCACUGCUACUUGGGCAAUCGCAUAGUGCAUGCUUCGCAUGAGGAGGGCGAGACGAGGGAAGAUAUGGCCCAGUUGCCCGUCUGCUGGCAGGCAUUUCAAAGAUGUGCCAAGCUGUGCUCACGUGCCAACUUCAUCGGCGACGGUGCGGACAUCCUGUCGCGGGAGUGCAGCGGCGAUGCCUCGGAGAGCGCCAUUCUACGCUUUAUGGAGUGUGUCUCGCUGCCGGAGACGGUGCUGCAGUAUCGAGAGCGAUUUCCGAAGAUCGCCGAGAAACCGUUCAGUUCAGUGUACAAGUACCAGUAUUCAGUGCACCGGAACACCGAGAAGACAAGCGAAAAGGAUGCGGAGUUUUUCGUUGUGAUGAAAGGUGCCCCUGAGCGAGUGGUUAAACUGUGCACUACGAUACUUAAUGGAGAGACAGUGCCCAUGUCUGAUGACGACAUUGACGCCUUUGAGUUUGCCUACCGUGAACUGGGCUCAAUGGGAGAACGUGUGUUGGCCUUCUGCGACAUGGACCUCAGUGGCUUUGCCCCGGACCACACCUUUAACAUUGAUGAGGGAAAUGACUUUGAGGUGAAAAAUAUGCGCUUCUUAGGCCUCAUUGCCAUGAUCGAUCCGCCGCGAGGCUCAGUACCAGGCGCCGUUGCCAAGUGCAAGGACGCGGGCAUUUGCGUCAUAAUGGUCACCGGCGACCACCCGAUCACGGCGCAGGCCAUCGCCAAGUCGGUGGGCAUCAUCUCGGUGUCCCAUCGACGGUCGACGCAAAUUUCACUGCCCAAAAUUGAUCGAAAGUUUAGCCGACGCAAUGCCGCUUCCAUUGUAGUGCCCGGCGAUGAGCUGGCCAACAUUGACGACGACGAACUGAGGGACAUUCUGCGCGACUUUAAUGAGAUCGUCUUUGCGCGCACCUCACCGCAGCAGAAGCUGCGCAUUGUGGACAACUGCCAGAGUUUGGGGCGAAUUGUGGCCGUCACCGGGGACGGCGUCAACGACUCACCGGCGCUGAAGAAGGCAGACAUUGGCAUUGCCAUGGGCAUCACUGGCUCGGAUGUGUCCAAACAGGCGGCAGACAUGAUUCUCCUCGAUGACAACUUUGCGUCGAUUGUCGUCGGCGUCGAGGAAGGUCGCAAGAUCUUUGACAACAUGAAGAAAACUAUCUCCUACAUCUUGGCGGGCAACUGCGCAACCAUCUACCCGUUUAUAGUGUUUCUCAUUUUGGGCAUUCCAGUGUCCGUGACGCCUAUCAUGAUUCUCUGCAUCUGUCUGGGAACUGACUUGAUUCCCGCAAUCUCUUUGGCUUAUGAGAAGGCCGAAUCGGACAUCAUGAAGUUGUCGCCUCGAAAUCCGCAGAAGGACCAUCUGGUGACGCGAAAUCUCCUGCUUUGGAGCUAUCUUCAGGCUGGCAUUAUUGUUACCGCUUCGGGGAUUUUAAUAUGA
Molecule: messenger RNA, 2613 nt
Organism: Rhagoletis zephyria (snowberry fruit fly)
Lineage: Eukaryota; Metazoa; Arthropoda; Insecta; Diptera; Tephritidae
Source: RefSeq, a predicted model, not a curated record